This is a messenger RNA of Talaromyces rugulosus, 1539 nucleotides long. RefSeq lists its product as uncharacterized. The record is from RefSeq and is a predicted model, not a curated record. Gene Ontology annotation, biological process: carbohydrate transport; transmembrane transport. Gene Ontology annotation, cellular component: membrane. The transcript is spliced from 3 exons. Lineage: Eukaryota; Fungi; Ascomycota; Eurotiomycetes; Eurotiales; Trichocomaceae. The coding region runs from base 1 to 1539 and encodes 512 amino acids. Gene Ontology annotation, molecular function: carbohydrate:proton symporter activity.
AUGGCCGCUUUUCAGAAUAUCCGCGGCCUCGCUCUGCAGCGUGUGCUAGCAACCGUCUGUGCCGUGGCCUUUUUACUGCAGGGCUACGAUCAGUCCAUUAUGAAUGGGCUACUCACGCUGAGUACCUUUCUUUCCACCAUGCCCGAGAUCGAUACCUUGCAUACGACUGGGGCUCAAAAUGAACAUAAUGCGAAUGUGCAGGGUGCCACUGUUGCCAUCUACGAAGUCGGCUGUGCCUUUGGUGCUCUGUCGGUCAUCUUUUUUGGUGACCGAAUUGGCCGCCCAAAGUCAAUUCUGACUGCUAGCUGCAUUGUUAUUGUUGGCGUGGUCAUUCAGGCUGCUACGUACUCUUUGGGGCAGCUGAUUGCUGGCAGGAUCAUCACCGGCCUUGGUAUCGGUAUUUACACUGCCAUCAUCCCCAUGUAUAUUAGCGAAACUGCAGAUGCGAAGCAUCGUGGGCCGCUUGUUCUCUUAGAUGGAGUCUUUGCCCUCUCCGGAAUUGUCCUAGCUGCAUGGCUAAACUUUGGCUUUUAUUAUGUCAAAGGAGCCGUCAAUUGGCGCUUUCCCAUUGCUUUUCAACUCAUAUUUGCCCUUUUCAUGAUUGUCGUGCAACCAAUACUGCCUGAAUCUCCGCGUUGGUUGAUCAAAAAGGAUCGGUUAGAAGAAGGGCAGAAUGUGAUGUCUCGCCUCAUGGACAAAUCCUCGGAUAGCUUUGAAGUAUCUCGGGAAGUAGCCAUUAUAAACUCGGCUCUUAACGAUCAUCACCAAUCGCAGCAAAACUCAUCAUCUCAGAGCAUUUUCUCACUUGGCCCUGAUCGACACCUCUAUCGAACUCUUGUUGCUGUGUCGGCUCCCAUGAUCACACAAAUGACUGGUAUCAACAUCAUCCCAUUCUACUCUAACAGCAUUCUUGAAUCAACACUGGGCUACUCUGGAAGCAUUGCACGGAUAGUUUCUGGUUGCAUGCAGAUUAUGCUUGUGAUAGGGGCCAUCAUCGGGUGUCUCCUUAUCGAGCGAGUCGGCCGUCGUAAGCUAAUGCUUUUCUCCACGGGAUCGAUGGCUGUCUGCCAGGCUGCUGUGGCCGGGCUUUCUUCCGACCUUGAAAACCCUACAGCUGGUAAAGUGGCUCUAGUAUUUUACUUCCUAGCUAUGCUUUUGCUACCCAUUGGCAUGUUUAUGAUCCCAUUUAUGUACGCCUCUGAGAUAUCCCCGGUGGCAAUGCGGCAAACGUACGCGGGCAUGGCGGCUGCCAGCAGUUGGCUGUUCAAUUUUCUCAUUGCUGAAAUCACACCCGUUGGUAUCGCUAGCAUAACGUGGCGAUACUAUGUGAUCUAUGCCUCCUGCAGCGCCGCUGCAGUAGUUGGUAUCUAUUUCUUCUAUCCCGAGACCCAGGGCCGCUCGCUCGAGCAGAUUGACCAAAUUUUCCGUCAGUCAAAAUCGAUUUUUGAUCCUGUCAAACUCUCAUUGGAACCUCCGGUAGACUCUGAUGUCUUGGAUGGAGCUGUUAAGAAAUCGCUUGACAACGAUGAAAUUGCAUGA